AUGAAACGCAUGUUGAACUUCCGUCGCCGACGACGUUCUACUACCUUGCUGCUCGCGACAGGCCCGAGUCUCCUUCUAGCGAACGACCAUAUAUUGAUCCCCUCACUUCGCUCUAUCUCCGGAACUCGUGCUCCCUGCUCGUGCAGAAUGUCAACUGUGGCAGCUCAACUCGGCACCAGGGCCAGCUCGGUGAAUAAUACUUUAUCAAGUUCUUUCGAUUCACGUCAACUCCAACGCCAUUUUCCUCUCGCACCCCUUACAUGCCAGAACUGCGGCGCGCCGGCUGAUGACGUUCCUGCAUCACAAGCAAACCGACUGACAACCUUGACUGAGGAACCAACUGCGUUUAGGGAAGAAAGGAACGAUUCCGGGGUGAUGAUGACUGCCAGCUCCCAAGUGCAACCCGGGAAAAAGGAGCCUUAUGACCGGCCAAACACAUCGGCUGCCACAAAGAAAGAUCGAAACAUGAACUGGGGUAAUUACUCUCUCUCCAAGUCCAAAAGCACAAGCAACUUAGCCUCCCGGAGCAAGCAAUCUAGCGACACCGAAACUCUCACCAGCGAUCCAGUUGGCUCGGAACCACAUCCUGAACAGCUGGGCAACUUCCGUGAGUCUCUUGAACAACAGUUCGCGAUGGACACCUCCAUCCAGUUUGAUAUCAACAGAGACAUGAGCUCAUCUCUUCCUCACCUUGGCUAUCAUUCCGACUCUCCUUUCAAUGGACCCUCCCAUGCAGCCCCAGCACGCGCUCAGCAAUCCCGCUUAUCAAUGCUUGCUUUUGAAGAUGAUACAAAACAAGCCAACAACCCACACAGCUCUGACAAGCGCCACCAGAGUUUUGCAAAGAGGUUUUCAGCACAUUUUUCCUGGAAAAGAUACCCAAAAGGCUAA
Uncinocarpus reesii 1704 is the source of this 891-nucleotide messenger RNA. RefSeq lists its product as uncharacterized. NCBI's taxonomy places the organism in Eukaryota, Fungi, Ascomycota, Eurotiomycetes, Onygenales, Onygenaceae. The record is from RefSeq and is a predicted model, not a curated record. Bases 1 to 891 code for a protein of 296 amino acids. The transcript is spliced from 2 exons.